This is a messenger RNA of Fusarium venenatum, 498 nucleotides long. RefSeq lists its product as uncharacterized. The record is from RefSeq and is a predicted model, not a curated record. Lineage: Eukaryota; Fungi; Ascomycota; Sordariomycetes; Hypocreales; Nectriaceae.
AUGGACGAUUUAUCAUUAAUACUCGCACUUGAGCUUCAGCGUCAGGAUCUUGAGGCAUUGGGGGAGUCAUUGAAUGGGAAGCAACGAGCAGGCGAAAAAACUGAUUUGGAUAUUGCUCUUGAAGCUUAUCACAAUGAGCUUGAGGCAGUGGCCAUCCAGGCCUUCGACCAUACAAUGGCUCUCAGUAUCGCACGAGCUGUACGUUCGGAUGCUCCCAUCAUUGCAGAGGCGCAAGAGGCAGAGGAGCAAGUUGAGCGAGAUCAUCAAUUUGCCAUGAGUCUCUCAGGAGACGGACAAGUGCCGCAACACACGUCUGAGAGUUUAGGUAAAGUUCUGGACGAUGAUUUGAUGGAGUACCUUGCGGCGUUGAAUGGAAGAACUGUACUUGCCCCCAAUGGGACGAGGGACAUUUGGUACAGAGGGCUAAUGAUAUUGUCGACCGCAACGCGGGCCACCACCACAUCGACGACGAAGAACGACAUCGGCGUGUGGAGCUAG